Molecule: messenger RNA, 3223 nt
Organism: Musa acuminata AAA Group (dessert banana)
Lineage: Eukaryota; Viridiplantae; Streptophyta; Magnoliopsida; Zingiberales; Musaceae
Product: transcriptional corepressor LEUNIG
Exons: 19
Coding region: 384-2996 (870 amino acids)
Cellular component (GO): nucleus
Molecular function (GO): protein binding
Source: RefSeq, a predicted model, not a curated record
GCAUAGCGCGGGUGGGUCAUCAUCGGCCGCACUCUUCCCAGACCGAUAAAUGGUGCAUUGCACGCACUAUCGUCCACUACUACCAUCCGAAGAAGAGAGGCCUCAGUCUUGGAGAAUAAGCAUUAUUUUCUGGUCAUUCUCUUUGAUGUACUUCUGUCGUUCAUAUCAGACUAGAGGAGCUGCUACCCUGGCACGGAAGUUGAUCUUUUUUUAUUAUAUGGUUUGGGUGGGAGGAGAAAGAGGGGGGAAGGAGUGGUCUGUCGAUUUGAUCGGUUGCCGUUCGCUGCGGAAGCAGAGCCGAGCGGAGACGCCGUGACAUCUCGCCGCCGGUGGAUUGAGUGAGAUUUGAGCCCUCGGAAAAGGGCGGACUUGGUCCUGGAAUCAUGUCGCAGACCAAUUGGGAAGCUGAUAAGAUGUUGGAUGUGUACAUCUACGAUUAUUUGAUGAAGAGAGACCUGCAGGCGACUGCAAAGUCCUUUCAAGCUGAAGCCAAGGUGUCGUCGGAUCCAGUGGCUAUUGAUGCUCCUGGUGGUUUUCUGUUCGAGUGGUGGUCUGUGUUCUGGGAUAUUUUUAUUGCAAGGACAAACGAAAAACACUCUGAUGCUGCUGCCUCUUACAUCGAGACUCAACAUCUAAAGGCAAGAGAGCAGCAACUGCAGCAACCAUCUCAACAGCAGCAGCAGCAACAAAUUCAAAUACAACAACUUUUAUUGCAGAGGCAGGCGCAGCAACAGCAUCAGCAUCAACAACAGCAGCAGCCACAGCGUAGAGAGGGAUCUCAGGUUUUGAAUGGCAAUGCCAGUGGGCUUGUCAGUGCUGAUCCCUUGAUGCGCCAGAAUCCUGGAACAGCUAAUGCCUUGGCAACAAAAAUGUACGAGGAACGGCUGAAGUUGCCACUUCAAAGGGAUUCUUUGGACGAGGCAUCGAUUAAGAGAUUUGGUGAAAAUGUGGGUCAGGUCAUGGACCCAAACCAUGCUUCCCUGCUGAAGUCAGCUGCAGCCCCUGGACAACCUUCAGGGCAUGUUUUGCAUGGUUCGGCUGGUGGUCUAUCAGGACCUCUGCAGCAGGUUCAGGCUAGGAAUCAACAGCUUCCUGGAUCAUCACAGGACAUAAAGAGUGAGAUUAGUCCAGUUCUGAACCCCAGAGCUGCAGGUCCUGAUGCAUCAUUAAUUGGAGUUCCAGGGCCUAAUCAGGCUGGCAACAAUCUGACUCUGAAAGGCUGGCCCCUGAAUGGUCUAGAUCAAAUUCGUCCAGGGCUUUUGCAACAGCAAAAGUCAUUUAUGCAAUCACCUCAGUCGCUUCAUCAACUCCAGUUUCUAAGUCCGCAUCAACAGCAGCUACUGCUUCAGGCACAGCAAAAUCUGAAUUCUCCAUCAGCUGCAGAUAUUGAUAACAGAAGGCUAAGAAUGCUUCUGCAUAACAGGAACAUGGUCUUGGGGAAGGAUGGCCAGUCAAAUGCCCUUAAUGAUGUCAUUCCAAAUGUGGGAUCUUCCAUGCAAACUCCAAGUCCUCUAAUGUCCCGGACAGAUUCAGAUUUGCUAAUAAAGAAAAUAGCUCAGUUGCAGCCACGACAGCAAAGCAGCAGCAGUCAACAACAGCAGCAGCAGCUUCAACAACAUGCUCUUUCAAGUCAUCAAUCACAAAAUUCAAAUCACCUUCUUCAUCAGGAAAAACUUGGAACAGCCAGUAUGACAGUUGAUGGAAGCAUGUCAAAUUCCUUUAGAGGGACUGAUCAGACUUCAAAUAAUCAAACCGGCCGGAAACGAAAACAGCCUGUGUCAUCCUCAGGUCCUGCCAAUAGCUCAGGAACUGCAAACACAGCUGGGCCUUCUCCAAGCUCUGCACCCUCAACACCAUCAACUCAUACACCAGGAGAUGUGAUAUCAAUGACACAAUUGCAACAUAAUGGUGGCUCAUCUAAGCCUUUGGUUAUGUUUGGUGAUGGGCCUGGUUCUUUGACAUCUCCAACCAACCAGUUGGCUGACAUGGAUCGUUUUGUGGAGGAUGCUUCUUUGGAUGAUAAUGUGGAGUCAUUUCUAUCUCAUGAUGAUGCUGAUCCAAGAGAUGUGGUUGGUCGCUCUAUGGAUUCUGCAAAAGCAAUUGCUCUUUCAGGUUUCAUGUUUAAUGAGAUCUCAUCAGCCAAAGCAAGUACAAACAAAGUGGUUUGCUGCCACUUCUCCUCAGAUGGAAAGCUCCUUGCAACUGGAGGCCAUGAUAAAAAGGCUGUUUUGUGGCAUGCUGAUGAUUUAAAACUCAAAUCAACACUGGAGGAGCACACACUGCUGAUUACUGAUGUUCGUUUUAGUCCUAGCAUGCCACGCCUAGCUACCUCAUCAUUUGACAAGACUGUCAGAGUCUGGGAUGUUGAUAAUCCAGGCUAUUCACUACGGACUUUUACUGGCCAUUCUGCUUCUGUCAUGUCUCUCGACUUUCACCCAAGUAAAGAGGAUCUCAUUUGUUCUUGUGAUGGCGAUGGAGAAAUGCGUUAUUGGAGUAUAAAUAAUGGUAACUGUGCCAGAGUUUUUAAGGGUGGAACAACUCAAAUGAGGUUUCAACCUCGUCAGGGUAGGUAUCUUGCUGUUGCUGCCGAGAACACCAUAUGCGUACUAGAUGUUGAGACACAAGCUCGCAGACAUUUACUACAGGGACAUACAAAACAUGUUGGUUCCAUCUGCUGGAACUCUUCAGGUGAUUGUCUGGCUUCUGUCAGUGAAGACUCGGUCAGAGUUUGGUCGUUUGGCUUGGGAAGUGAGGGGGAAUGUAUGAAAGAGUUAAGUUGUAAUGGAAAUAAGUUUCACUCGUGUGUGUUUCACCCCAGCUAUCCAUCAUUUCUUGUUAUCGGUAGUUACCGGUCGCUGGAAAUCUGGGACAUGAAUGAGAACAAGACCAUGACUCUUACUGCACACGAUGGCUUGAUUGCAGCGUUGGCAGUAUCAAAUGUGACCGGAGUUAUAGCAUCUGCAAGUCAUGACAAGUGUGUCAAGCUCUGGAAGUGACCUCUGAGCUAGCUGAUGGUGUUGUAAAGUGACCAUGACUUUACUGCAGAGGCUGCAAUCUCCUUGUUCAUGUUUGACAUCAGGUGGUGGCGUCAAGAAAGACUGUAGUUUUCUGUGAGAUAUGAUGAAAUCUCAUGUUAUAUUAUCUUAGGUUGUCUCAAUUACUAAGUUAAACCGAUAUUGUAUUAACCAGGUGUUGUAUCCCAUUCAUUGGUUUCUGCUUGGUC